Pseudocercospora fijiensis CIRAD86 is the source of this 1236-nucleotide messenger RNA. RefSeq lists its product as uncharacterized. Gene Ontology annotation, molecular function: palmitoyl-(protein) hydrolase activity. The transcript has a single exon. Lineage: Eukaryota; Fungi; Ascomycota; Dothideomycetes; Mycosphaerellales; Mycosphaerellaceae. Gene Ontology annotation, cellular component: membrane. The record is from RefSeq and is a predicted model, not a curated record. The coding region runs from base 1 to 1236 and encodes 411 amino acids.
AUGCGACUUUAUCAUGCUUUGACUCGCAGUCGAGGCAGCAUCACGAAUGCUUACCUGAGGCCAGCCAGGACCAUCUCAUCAUGCCGCAUUCACGCUACGCAACCUGCCACCAUUACGAGCUGUCUGGGCGUGGGCAGAAAGCGUACCCAAGAUGCUAGGCCACGAUGUCAACGAUAUGCCCCUAUCUCUCGGAGGUCGUUCUUCAGCGAAAGCCUUCCGGCGGUUCUGGUUCCUCCUGCAGUGUUCUUAAGCUUGCUUGUUGGCCUUUGGACGUACAAAUGUAUCAUGACUGUCCUUUUCCAGGACAAGAUCAUCUAUAUGCCUUACAUGCCACCAUUUGCGCGAUCCGAGAAGAUGGAAGACUAUACUGCCAUCUGCAAGCCUGUGGAAUGGGAAAGUCUACACGUCAAGUCCUUAGACGGAACCAAGAUCGCACUGGCUGUUGGUCGACUGCCAGAGCGCACUUGCACAGACAGCGCAGUUCAAGGCAAAAAACGUAGAAUUGCCAUUGCAUACUUUCACGGCAAUGGUUCUUCAAUACCUCCUCGACUGCCUCUGAUGUCUGGAACACUCAAAGCCAUCGAACGCGCAUCACCAGACUCAGACGUUGAAUUUGUGAUCGUAGCACUUUCGUAUCGUGGAUACUGGACGUCUUCUGGACGAGCCUCGCAGGCAGGAAUUGAGAAAGAUGCCCAAGCUAUGUUGCAGUGGAUUCAGAAGACAUAUGAAGGUGCUGGCGUUGACCUGCAGAUAAUGCUUUGGGGACAGAGCAUUGGCUCUGGUGUGGCGUCAACGGCAGCUGCGACAUAUGUCACUGACCGAGCAAGGGACAAGCCUCCUCUCACUGCUCUGCUUCUGGAGACACCCUUCACAAGCAUCAAGAGCAUGCUGCUGGCUUUGUACCCGCAAAAGUGGCUACCGUAUAAGUACCUCUGGCCAUUUCUCUGGAAUCACUGGGACAGUGAGGUGGCUUUGCAGCGCAUUGCAGAAGCUGACCUUCGACCCGAGAUCUUGCUCUUACCUGCAACGCGCGAUGAAGUCGUGCCCCGAGAUGAAGUCGACAAGCUUGAGUCGAUCUGCAAAGAGCUGGGCCUGCCGAUGAAGAGGAAAGAUAUCAUCGGCGCGUUGCACUUCGAGGCGACUGUCCGCACAGACGGUCAAGAAGCCGUGGCACGAUUCGUCGCAGACACGAUCAGAUCUCGGGAAUCUCGAGCUGGCACUUCUCGCGUGCGGUGA